Populus nigra (black poplar) is the source of this 573-nucleotide messenger RNA. RefSeq lists its product as uncharacterized. The transcript has a single exon. NCBI's taxonomy places the organism in Eukaryota, Viridiplantae, Streptophyta, Magnoliopsida, Malpighiales, Salicaceae. Bases 1 to 573 code for a protein of 190 amino acids. The record is from RefSeq and is a predicted model, not a curated record.
AUGGAAGCACUGUGGAAUUUGGAGGACAAAUGGAAGCUGACGACCCAAGAAGCAGUCCUCUUAUUUGUAUGCUCUGCCUUCGCAGUCAUUGCGCUCUGCACUGCAACAAUGCUUAAGAGGAAGGCCCAGAGAAAGCCAAAAUUAGUGAACCAAGGCCCAAUUAGCGCAGGUACCUCAAUAAGAUGGUCUGAGCCUGAGCCUGGUUCUAAUGAUUGGAUCACAAUAAAGACGGUGUUGAUGGAGUCAAUGAGGUGGAGUGAAGCAAGCAAAUGGGAGGAGGGAGGUAGUGGGAGUGAGAGUGGGAGUGGGAGGCGGGGAGAGAUGCCACGACCACCAACACUUCUCGGGCUAGAAAGGUGCGACUCAAGUAUUGGGUGGCAAAGCCAGAACUCUUUGUCACCUGCAGUGUGGCAAAGGCCUAUCCUCAUGGGAGAGAAAUGUGAGCUUCCAAGGCAUAGCGGGCUUAUUCUCUAUGAUGAAAGAGGUCGGCUACUUGAUCAUUCUCUCACAUCAUCUCGUAAAGAAAAUAUUCAUGAGAUAGAGAAAGGGAGCAUCUCUCUUUACCAAAUUUGA